AUGAGGAUUGAUCCCAUUCCAAACCCUCCUUCUUCCAACUCCCCUCCUCCAGUGGUUCAUUCCUCCCUUAAUGAUCCUCCGUUGCUCUCGCCUCAGUGCUCCUCCCACCGCAAAGCGAUGAGCGUGUAUGCUGCAUUGCUUCUUGCUGGUAAUCCUUUGGCUGGCAGUGGCAAUAAUGAUGCGGAGGGUUCUGGUGAUGAUGAAGAUGAUGGAGACGAUGAUGACGAUGAUAUAGGUAUCUCGUCUCGAGAGACCUCUUCUCGUGUUAUUAGUUUUACUAGGCGAGCUUUAACCUUUUCUCUGUGUGUCUUGUUGAAACCCGAGGCCAAUGAUUCUCGGCUUGAUCGAUUCCGGUCUCUUGUCCCCAAUUCCUGGGAUUGGGCUGCUAUCGUUGCUGAUGGGUACUCGGGCGGUAUUAUUGCUUUGUGGAAUAAGAAUAUUGGCCAAGUUACUCCUAUUGCCGUCUCUCGUCGUGCUUUACAUCUUGUUAUUUCUUUAGAUAAUGUUUCUAGUGUCAUUGUUUUAAUUGUUUAUAACUCCCAUCUUCUUCAUGCCCAGUGUUCUCUUUGGCAGGAGCUCUCUAAAAUCUCUACUCUCAAUUUUCCUUGGCUUUCUAUUGGCGACUUCAACGUUGUUCUCUCCAGAUCUGAGCAUAAGGGUGGUUCGUAUAUUUACUAUUCUCGUAGAUCCAGAUUUUUUCUUAAUUUUGUUGAUUUGAAUAAUUUAUUUGAUCUUAAUUUUUCUGGCCCGGAGUUCACCUGGUGUAAUAAUCAGUUAGGUCCUUCACGUCGUUGGGCCAGACUUGAUCGUGGGCUUGUGAACUCCUGUUGGUUGGAUAAAUUUUCUGUUUACUCUCUUAAGCACCUUCCUAGAGUUCUCUCUGAUCAUGCUCCUCUUUUUCUUAAGAUUUCUUCUCAUUAUAAUUCUAGACAUAAGAUUUUUAGAUUUGAAAAUUACUGGCUUGAUUAUAUUGGUUGUCAUGAAGCGGUUAGGAAUGCUUGGUCUUGCGCAACUAAUGGUAAUCCUAUGCAUGCUUUCUCGCAUUAUAUCUCGCGUACUCGUUUUAAUAUUAAUACUUGGAAGCGUACUGGUCUCAGCUCUCUUGAUUCUGAUAUUAAUAGUACUGAAGCUUCUAUUACUUCUUUAGAACUUGCUGAUGUUAAUGAUCCUGAUGUUUUUGCUGAGUUGUCAGAUCUCUAUGCCAAGUUCGCCUCCCUCCAACGCCUUGUGUCUUUGCGUUGGGCCCAACGUGCUCAUCUCCUUUGGUUGGAUAAUGGUGAUCGUAAUACUGCUUUUUUCCAUAACACGCUUCGUAUCCGUUCCCAUUUUAAUGCUAUCUCUCAGAUUAUUAAUUUGGAUGGCAUUACUGUUUUUGAGCAUGCAGAUAUUGACAAUGCUUUUGUUCAAUAUUAUUCUAAUCUCUGGAAUGCUCCCAAUGAUUGUGAUUUCCCCAAUAUUCUUACCUCUUUCCCGGGUGAGCUUCCUUCAAUUUCUGAUGACGAUGGAAGGAGACUCAUUAGGGAGGUUACUGGUGAGGAGAUUUAUCGCAUUGUUCUCGAUCUUCCUUCUGGUUCUUGUCCAUCUUCCUCGUCCAAUUGUUUGGCUGCGGAGCUCACUGCUUUGUUACAUGCUCUCCAAUUUGCUGCUUCUGGCAUGUACACAAUCCAAUACAUUUUUGUCUCCAAUCUGGAUGUUCUCCAUGCGUUACAUACUACUGAUACUACUUGCUCAUGGCGGCAUCGACAUCAGAUCAAUUCGGCCAAUGAUCUUCUCUUGACGGCUGGCUCUCCUCAACUCAUCACUCGUGCCUCCUCUGUGGAGCUCUUCCCUAAAAAUAUGAUCCUUCUCUCUGUUUAUUGGCGUUCGGAGUAUAGGUUAACAACCGAUCUCACUCCAAUUAAUCUUGUUUUCCCUAGUUUUUCCGAAUUGGCUUGGGCUAAGGUUCAAGGGCAUAGUUUGCAAGUUGAUCAUUGCCGAAUAGAAUAUAAUCCGCAGGUCCCAUUCAAUGCAACCGGUUUAGUGGUCGUAGAGAUCCAUGAUGAGCGGGUGGAUAUAGGGCAUACAUUGCAGGCUGAGUAUUGCUUUCCAAUAGCAUGUCAGAUUGAUCUUAAUUAUUAUUCGAGCUCUUAUUUCUCUGUCCAUGAUCCUAUACCUUUGAAAGCUUUCUAUUACGUACUUGAUUCAAAUGUCAAGGUAGGAUCACAUUUCACAAAAUUCAAGGGAUUAUUAAAACUAGCUGCUGCUAAGAAAUCAAAUAAUAUCCUAUAUCGAGGUCCGUCCGUGAAGAUUCAUUCCCCGUCUUUCACCAUGGAUGAUAUUGAUUUUAAACAUGUUGCUAAGGCCCCUGUUUCUAGAGCCAUUUGUCGAAGUACAUCAACUCUUCCGACUUUUGAUCGUUUCUUGCUUUUACCUGGUGAAUCAUACCUUGACAAGGUCUCAACAAUGGUCAUGGAACAUGGCCUUUCUGGGAAUGGGCCAACGGUCACAGAGGUUAUUGAUGUUGGGCUAUCUAUUUCAGAGGUCGGAUGUUCAAGUUCUUCUGCCGGACGUGCAAGUAUUUCAAUGGGUCCAGAUGAUCUUGGUGUUAUUAUUGGAAAAUCUAUCUCUGAAGCUAUAGCAGUACUAUGGAAUGGAAAUACCUUGCCGCUUCAAUCAAAACAAAUAUGA
Molecule: messenger RNA, 2667 nt
Organism: Dioscorea cayenensis subsp. rotundata (Guinea yam)
Lineage: Eukaryota; Viridiplantae; Streptophyta; Magnoliopsida; Dioscoreales; Dioscoreaceae
Exons: 4
Coding region: 1-2667 (888 amino acids)
Biological process (GO): transport of virus in host, cell to cell
Cellular component (GO): host cell membrane
Molecular function (GO): DNA binding
Source: RefSeq, a predicted model, not a curated record